Molecule: messenger RNA, 561 nt
Organism: Angiostrongylus costaricensis
Lineage: Eukaryota; Metazoa; Nematoda; Chromadorea; Rhabditida; Metastrongylidae
Source: the annotation of a GenBank genome assembly
UUGGUUAAUGAAAAUUUUCAGCCGGAAAAUCUACUACUUGCUAGUAAAGCAAAAGGAGCUGCUGUCAAAUUAGCUGAUUUUGGACUUGCCAUAGAAGUCGGUCAGGACACUGAGGCAUGGUUCGGCUUUGCUGGAACACCUGGCUAUUUAUCUCCAGAAGUACUGAAAAAAGAUCCUUACGGAAAACCGGUUGAUAUCUGGGCAUGUGGUGUUAUCCUGUACAUAUUAUUGGUUGGCUAUCCACCAUUUUGGGAUGAGGAUCAACAUCGUCUUUACGCCCAGAUUAAAGCAGGCGCCUAUGACUAUCCUAGCCCCGAAUGGGAUACGGUAACACCGGAAGCAAAGAGCCUUAUCGACAGUAUGCUAACGGUGAAUCCGAAAAAACGAAUUACAGCCGAUCAAGCUCUUAAAGUGCCAUGGAUUUGUAAUCGUGAGCGCGUCGCUUCCGUAAUGCAUCGACAAGAUACGGUAGACUGUUUGAAGAAGUUCAACGCAAGAAGGAAGCUUAAGGUGAGUGUAAGAUCUUCUGCUUUUGUGUUUUUUUUGACAUAUUGCGUUUAA